This is a messenger RNA of Quercus lobata, 2499 nucleotides long. Its product is annotated as protein AUXIN SIGNALING F-BOX 2-like. NCBI's taxonomy places the organism in Eukaryota, Viridiplantae, Streptophyta, Magnoliopsida, Fagales, Fagaceae. Gene Ontology annotation, cellular component: SCF ubiquitin ligase complex. The transcript is spliced from 3 exons. The record is from RefSeq and is a predicted model, not a curated record. Gene Ontology annotation, biological process: SCF-dependent proteasomal ubiquitin-dependent protein catabolic process. Gene Ontology annotation, molecular function: protein binding. Bases 582 to 2312 code for a protein of 576 amino acids.
CUUUGAGAUACAGAGAAACUCAAAUAUAGAGAUAAUAUAUAGAGAGAGAGAGAGUGAGUUUUUUUUGUGAGAGAGAGAGAGAGAGAGUAGGGAUUUUUUUUUCUUUUUAGCUCUCUCUCAGUUUUUAGAAUCAUAAGGUCUCGAUUUAGUCAAGAUUUUAUGAGAUUCUGAGAUCUACGAAUUUUGAUUUGUUUUGCUAAGUUAUUUGUUUUUGUUUUGUUUUGGGUUACUAUUUUUAUUUUUUGUUUUUCAUUGCUGCAAUCAUCACUUACUUGAUUUCAAAGAUGAUCACUGAGGAGAAAACAUUUUCUUUUCAUUUCUCUCCCUCGUUUUUUCUCGAGAAACUUUGAUUUUUUUUUUUUUUUUUCCAUCACUCUGUCUCUCUGUCUCUCUUUCUUUGCAGAUCUAAGCUAUGUGAGAGAAUUUCCUAUUAAACCCACAUCAGAUCUACUCUAUCUCAUGUAGAUCUCAGCUCAUUUCCAACAAGAUCUCUCAAAAUCCUCCAUUUUUUUUUACUUUCCCUGAAAGUUAAUAUUAUUUUUUUCCGGGAAAAUUGUGGGUGUUGGAUUGGAUGUUAAACGAUGAUGAAUUAUUUUCCGGACGAGGUUUUAGAGCACGUGUUCGAUUUCGUAACAUCGCACAGAGACCGAAACGCAGUGUCUUUGGUGUGUAAAUUAUGGUACAGAGUAGAGAGAUAUAGCAGGCAGCGAGUGUUCAUAGGAAACUGCUAUGCAAUCAGUCCAGAGAGAUUGAUCGCCAGGUUUCCUGGGGUAAAAUCUCUGACUUUGAAAGGGAAGCCUCAUUUUGCGGACUUCAAUUUGGUUCCUCAAGAUUGGGGAGGCUAUGUGCAGCCAUGGAUCGAAGCUUUGGCUAGAAGUCGUAUUGGGUUGGAGGAGCUUAGGUUGAAGAGGAUGGUGGUUUCAGAUGAAAGCCUCGAUGUUCUUUCUCGUUCUUUUACAAAUUUCAAGUCUUUGGUGCUUGUUAGCUGUGAAGGGUUCACCACCGAUGGCCUUGCAGCUAUAGCUGCUAAUUGUAGGUUUCUUAGGGAGUUGGACCUGCAAGAAAAUGAAAUUGAGGAAAAGAAAAACCACUGGCUUGGCUGCUUCCCUGACAGUUGCACGUCACUAGUCUCCCUGAAUUUUGCAUGCUUAAAAGAAAUUAAUUUAGCAGCUCUUGAGAGACUUGUAGCAAGAAAUCCUAAUCUUAAGAGUUUGAAGUUGAACCGUGCAGUGCCUCUUGAGGCGCUUCAAAGGAUUUUGAUGCGAGCACCUCAACUAGUGGAUUUAGGAACAGGAUCUUUUGUCCUUGAUCGUGAUUCUGAUGAUUCUGAGACCUACAGAAAACUGAGGACAACCAUUCUGAAGUGUAGAUCAAUUAGGAAUUUGUCAGGGUUUUUAGAGGUUGCUCCUCACUGCCUGCCAGCCAUAUAUCCUAUUUGCGUGAACCUAACCUACUUGAACCUGAGCUAUGCUGCAGGGAUUCAUGGUUCUGAGCUAAUCAAGCUAAUUCGCCUCUGUGGGAAACUUCAGCGCUUAUGGAUUUUGGAUUGUAUCGGAGACAAGGGACUGGAAAUUGUAGCUUCAACUUGUAAAGACUUGCAGGAAUUGAGGGUUUUCCCAUCUGAUCCCUUUGGGGCUGGGCAUGAUGCUGUAACAGAAACUGGCCUGGUUGCUAUAUCCAGUGGUUGCCCAAAGCUUAAUUCAUUGCUGUACUUCUGUCAGCAAAUGACAAAUGCUGCUCUCAUAGCUGUAGCUAAGAACUGUCCAAAUUUUAUCCGCUUCAGGUUGUGCAUCCUUGACCCUACAAAACCUGACCCUGUAACCAUGCAGCCACUAGAUGAAGGUUUUGGAGCAAUUGUUCAGUCAAGCAAGCGUCUUCGGCGAUUGUCACUCUCUGGCCUUUUAACCGACCGGGUUUUCCUUUACAUUGGAAUGUAUGCAGAGCAGCUUGAAAUGCUUUCUAUUGCAUUUGCUGGCGAAAGUGACAAGGGAAUGCUGUAUGUGUUGAAUGGAUGCAAGAAGCUUCGCAAGCUUGAGAUCAGGGACAGCCCCUUCGGGGACAUGGCACUUCUAAGGGACGUGGGAAAGUAUGAGACAAUGCGAUCCCUUUGGAUGUCGUCCUGUGAUGUAACUCUUGGAGGCUGCAAGACACUUGCGAAGAAGAUGCCAAGGCUUAAUGUGGAGAUAAUAAAUGAAAAUGACCAGAUGGAAUUUGCCCCUGAGGACAGUCAAAAAGUAGAGAAGAUGUACCUGUAUCGAACACUGGUCGGGCCAAGGAAAGAUGCACCGGAAUUUGUGUGGACUUUGGUGUAGGUGCAUUGGGCUAUUUAUUUUCUUGUUAUCAUGUAGUUGUACUUUAUUUAGGCCAACUGAUUAAUGGAUUUUAGCUCGACGAUGAGUUAGUUGAGUUAGUGUUCUGUUAUUGUUUUAUUUACAAGAGAUUUCGCAUUUGUAAUUUUUGUUAUUAUAAAUAGAUUGUGUUAGAGAAAUUACUGCAAAA